AUGUCCGACAGCUAUAAAAUACCCCUAUUUACAUAUGAGCCUAUUCCACUGACGGCACGGCUCCAUGCGCAUGUCUACGGGGCAAUCAAUCCCUCUCGGUCCUGCCUUUCCCAAGCUGGUAAGACAGUGCUUAUCACAGGGGGGUCCGAUGGCAUUGGCUUCGCCAUCGCCAAGAACUUUAGUUUCGCUCAAGCGGAUAGAGUGAUCAUAACUGGAAGAACCAGCGAAAAACUUGAUGCAGCAGUAGACAAACUCUUUCGGGAGCAUAAGGCGAGUCAGAAUUAUUGCACCCCGACAAAGUUCGAGGGAAGACUGUGCCAUUUGCCAGACACGAAUAGCAUCAAUUGUCUAUUUGAUGAGCUGGCUGUCGAUGGCGUGCACGUGGAUGUUCUAGUGUUGAAUGCCGCUCUAAAUGUAGCUGGGACGCUAUCGGAGCAAGGCUGGGAGAAGACAUGGGAGCAGUUCGUGGUCAACACUCGUUCGCUUCAUCAAUUGCACGAUCGGUUACGUCAACAAGAGACGCAACAAGAAAGAAGAUAUUCCAUCGUCAAUGUCUCAUCAGGCGCAAUCCACGACUUUGGCAGUCCAAAAGACCUAUCAUCUUAUUCCUUAACCAAAGCCGCAGGGACACUAUUGUUGCAGAAGCUCGCCGAUGAGAGUAACCCACAGCAAACUCAAAUCAUUAGCUUCCAUCCUGGUGCUAUCUUUACAGCUCAAACCAGGGACAAGGGUAUGACAGAAGAUUCGAUGAAUUGGGACGAUGUAAGCCUCCCCGGCGCGUUCGCAGUCUGGUGUGCUUCUCCAGAAGCUUUGUUCCUGCAUGGUCGAUUUGUGUGGGCAGCUUGGGAUGUUGACGAACUAAAGAGUGGGCCAGUCAGGAGGAAACUUGAGAAAGAUGUCAAUUUUCUCCGUAUUGGCGUGCAUGGGUUGUAG
Molecule: messenger RNA, 933 nt
Organism: Fusarium sp. VM40
Lineage: Eukaryota; Fungi; Ascomycota; Sordariomycetes; Hypocreales; Nectriaceae
Source: the annotation of a GenBank genome assembly